Messenger RNA from Coprinopsis cinerea okayama7#130, 1500 nucleotides. RefSeq lists its product as hypothetical. The record is from RefSeq and is a predicted model, not a curated record. Bases 1 to 1500 code for a protein of 499 amino acids. Lineage: Eukaryota; Fungi; Basidiomycota; Agaricomycetes; Agaricales; Psathyrellaceae. The transcript is spliced from 7 exons.
AUGCCCAAUGUUACACUGACCAUCGAAGAUGUCUCUCCGCUGAUUGUAUACUCCGAAAGAUGGGUCGCAGGUUCGUCAGCCAAUGACCCAUUACUCGAGAGAUAUUCACAGGCCAACUACAUGACUGUGGAUGCCAGUGGGGAGUUGGCCACCUUUGUCUUCACCGGGAACCGAGUGGAAUUGUUUGGAGCGAAACGCCCUAACUAUGGUCAAUACCAAGUCACUGUAAACGAUGAAGUGUACCAGGGCAGGGAAGCCAAUAGUGAUACGGAUGAGUUCCAAAUGUUGCUAUGGGUUGGUGAUUGGGAGAAGGCCAAGCCUCGCACUGUGAAAUAUGCAACUUUGGGUGGUGGUCGUCCGAUCGACCUCGACUUCAUAAGGUUUUCAUUUCCCGUUGGGCGUCCGGACGAAGAAGUGGUCGUCCACACCUUCCAAGACACUGAUCCUUCAUUCGUGUACGAGCCUGAUGACCACUGGGAACGGAAUGCAACGAAUGUUGCUAGUUUUUCCGGCGGUACUGGUCGGGCUGCAAAUUGUGCGGGGGAUUCAUUUGCUUUUACAUUCGAGGGCGACGCUGUGUCCUUGUAUGGCCCUGUUGGACCAACGGGAGCCCGGUUCAGGGUUGUGAUCGAAAGUCAAGGGCUGCCAGAUGAACUGACCACCAACAAGCCAUUCUGGCGCACGAAUACGCUGCUUUAUCAUAAAGCUGACCUUGGACCUGGUCGCCACACGAUCAAUGUGACAGUGCUGCCGGAGUCAAAUGAGGAAGGUGUUCAGCGCAGCUUUGCGAUUGACUAUGCCGAGGUUUACACGUCUGGACAGUCCGUUUCAUCAACGCCAGGUUCUGCUGGACUUUCAGCUGGAGCGGCCGCAGGAAUAGCUCUGGCCGGCGUCCUUCUUGCCCUGGGUCUCAUCCUCGGUAUCCUCAUAUGGUCCUUAGUUAUCUAUGCCCGGAGAAAAGGGCGUGUUCUGCAUUUUGGUUUUAUUGAUCCAGAGAAACCGGCCGAAGCGCAGAACACAAUACAACCAUUCCAAUACACGACAGUCGAUAGUGCAUCGCCUCCGCCUACAACCUCAGGGGAUCCGCUCUUGCGGACACAUACAUCCAAUAACUCCAUCGCGGCUACUCCGAUGACAUCCCAGUGGCCGCCCAGCACACAACCAUUGGACCAAGCUGUUGUCGUGAAUGAUCCUGCUAUCCGGCCCAUACAGUCUGUCGCGUCUUUAGGACAGGAGGUUGUCAUCCCUCCUCACGGCUAUCAGAAGUCUCGUGCACCACAACUACAACCUCCGCCACAAGGGGUUCGUUCGCGUCUGGCACCCGCUGCACAAGGCGCCGCUCUUCAGGGAGUCUCUCCUGUGACGGAAGAACGGACUUUGCAGACGGGUGGAGCGAAUUCCUCGUUCUCGUUUUACACACAGGAGAGUCCUCCGAUGUAUUCCAUGAACGAUCCCAGUACCCCGCAUGGACCCCAAUCGUCGCUGCCUCGAAAGUUCUAG